This is a messenger RNA of Trichobilharzia regenti, 1065 nucleotides long. The record is from the annotation of a GenBank genome assembly. NCBI's taxonomy places the organism in Eukaryota, Metazoa, Platyhelminthes, Trematoda, Strigeidida, Schistosomatidae.
AUGAGUAAAACUCACAAUGUAGGGAGCAGUAAAGAUAGUCCUUUUGAUCCAAUCGAUUGGGAGAAUAUGGUUAACCAUCCUGCAUUCGUAUCAGAAAUUGACCUCAAUUCAGAUCUGCAUCCAGCUACUGAGGCUCUUCAAGCGUUGAAGUUUGAAUCUGAAGACCCAGACGCUAAUGCUCUUAGUUACAAAGAUGAAGGGAAUUAUUAUUAUAAAAGAAAAGAGUUUGUGAAAGCAAUAAAAUCUUAUACAGCUGGUUUGCUUGCUAAAUCUUCAGAUUGUAAAUUAAAUGCCAUGUUAUAUACGAACAGGGCAUUGUGUCAUUUCUGUAUUCAAAACUACCGAUCGUGUAUUAGAGAUUGUAAUUCUGCCAUCAAAUUUUCACCCGAUCACCUAAAAGCUUAUGUAAAAGGUAUUGAAGCAUGCUUGGCGCUAUCAAGGAUUGAUGAAGCCCUACAACUGGCAUCAGCUGGAUUAAAUAUCCUUCCUUCUUCUUCCAUACUACUAGAAGCACAGUGUAAAAUCCUUAGAAAGCAAAUGGAGUUGGAUAAAGAAACUGAAAAGAAAUCAAAAGGUGAUUGCAAAGAGAAAAAUGAGGAGAACGCUGCACAUGAUAUUGUCAAGUCCCGUGGAAUUAAUGUAAAUCACAAAUUGGAGCCUAUUGACUUUCCAGAAACCUCUUGCUCGAAAUUCCAUGUGGAUUCAUUGGGAAAAUUCCAUUGGCCUGUUCUCUUUAUGUAUCCUGAAUUUGGUCAAACCGAUUUUCUUCGUGAUGUAAUAGAGACAAGCAAGAUUGUGGAUUGUUUGAAGUUAGUUUUCGGUGGAAAUCAGCCUCCUCCACCUUGGGAUCCGAAAGGCCUUUAUACAGUUGAAGACAAUGCAUUAGAGGUUUAUUUCGAACAUGAGAAAAUGAAGAAAUUCGCUAUAUGUUCACCAGAAUGGACAAUUAAAAAAUUAACCGGACGAGAUGGAUUUAGUGUCCGUCGUGAUCUACUGAUUGUUUUACACGUGGUGUCAAAAAGAUCAGAACAUUUCUAUAAUCAGUGGAAAGAUGAACUAACUUGA